Molecule: messenger RNA, 276 nt
Organism: Danaus chrysippus (African queen)
Lineage: Eukaryota; Metazoa; Arthropoda; Insecta; Lepidoptera; Nymphalidae
Source: the annotation of a GenBank genome assembly
AUGCGCGCGCACCAGCGUCCCGAGGAGGGCUUCAAAUCGCCUGCGGAGGGCGAGCGGUCCGCGCGCGUUGUGCUGUCUAUAGCGCGGUCACUUGACUCAACACCUUUGACGGCGAGGUACACUCGGUACUCAGUGCACGACCUGAACCGGUCACUGACCGAUACCGUCGCGAUCGCAACGACCUCCGCCCUUAGAAGGCGCCGUCCGACUUUACCACGGCGUCCCUUUCGUUUCCCUGUACCUUACUUGCUACAGCAGGUAACACCGAUAGCGUGA